This is a messenger RNA of Ceutorhynchus assimilis (cabbage seed weevil), 1938 nucleotides long. NCBI's taxonomy places the organism in Eukaryota, Metazoa, Arthropoda, Insecta, Coleoptera, Curculionidae. The record is from the annotation of a GenBank genome assembly.
UAGGUAGAUAGGUAUAAUAAACAUAGCUCAUAAUAGGUACAAUGGUAAGUACUCUAUUCACAGAAUCAAGAGAAAACUUCUUGAUCACCUGUAAUGUAUAGGUACCUAAUCAGAUUCCAAUAUACCUUUACCUCUGUCAAAAUAAACAAUUUAUGUCAAAAUAUGGUCAAUAUCGGUCUUAACGGUUUCAAUAGAAUAGGAAGAUUAUUUUUAAGGAUCGCUCUAAAAACCCAGUGCGGCACCGAACAGAAAUCUGUAGGUUCGACACUGCCAAAAGUCGUUAUAGUAAACGACCCCAACAUAUCUCCAGUGACUAUGAGCUACCUAUUGAGGCAUGACACGUUUCAGGAAAAUUUUAAUAGAGAAAUAAUCGAUAUGAACAAUUGUUUGAUCAUUGAUGGACAGCGCAUUGAAGCUGUCCAAGAAAAAGACGUCACCAAAAUACCAUGGCACAAAGCUUGUACCAUUGAGUACGUAGUAGAUACAACCGGAAGAAAUAUUACAUGUAAUUCUGCAUCGCAACAUAUUCAAGAAAAAAUCAAAUGCGUCCUAGUAACAGGCUGCGCAGAUAUUCCAAUAUUCACAAUGGGCGUAAAUCAUACGUGCUACAAACCUCUAAUGAAAACCGCCUCUGUUGGAACUCCCAGCUUGAAUUGCCUCACCGCCAUGUUGAAAGUAUUGCACGAAAAUUUCGGUGUAGAAAGAGCGAUGGCUACAGUCAUCCACCCUCUAUCCAAUGACGACAUGUUACUGGACGACAAUGCGAAAAGUUGCAGGGAAAGUCGGUCGGCUCUUGUUAAUUUUAUGCCGGCAAAGUGCCAAGAGGGCAGAUAUGUAGCGAGGAUUAUGCCGGAUAUGGAAGGGAGAGUUGGAGUUUCUGCGCUGAAAGUACCUGUAGCUUGUGUGGGAGGUUUGGAUUUAACCGUUUGCUUAAGAAAACAAGUCGCCUACGAAAUCCUGACGGGAAAAUUCAAAGAAGCGGCCGAUUGUUACAUGAGAGGCCUCCUAAAGUGCUCCAACGAAGAACUAGUGAGCUCAGAUUUAAUCGGUAACGCGCAUGCGUGCAUUAUCGACGUUAAAGCCGGCUCUGGUUUGUCACCCUGUAUGGUAAAACUGUUCGCAUGGUACGACGCAGAGUACGCAUGCGCGCAACGUCUUUACGACAUGGUAAAGUACAUCGCUUCAAGGGAAGUUUGCCAAUAAAUAAAAAUAAAUACAAUUUAAUUUAAAUUGUAGAAAACUUAACAACUAUAUAGAAAUAUGUAAAAUAAAUAAAUUAAAGAUCCAUUUGGAAUUGGUCGUCAUCGUUGGUUUUAGUGUUGCUGUCUUUUCGGGGUUUGGGUGGCAGUUUGCGUUGUUGGUUGCUGGUUGGAGUGGACUUUUUAGGCGGGCUGCCUUUGACUAGAUUCUCCGGAAUACCGAAUUUGGGCGGGGUUUUUGAGAUCGGCGAGUUGCGUAGCGUCAAUAGGAAGUUGCGUUCGUACACGAGUACCACAGUGCAGUGCUGCUCCGCUGUUUCAAAAACAAGAACUUUGGUAGGGAAUAUUGUAAAAUUUGUUUCACCAGGAUUUGUACUUACGUCAUACAAAAUGACGUUAUAGCCAUUCGUCGAUCGGCCGAUCCGUCAAAUAAAAUGACGUCACCGAUGACGUAAGUAAAAACCUCCGUGAACGAACUAUACACUUGUUAUUGGUUAUCAAUUUGGGAUGGGUUCCGUUUCCAAACCUGGUUGACCGUCGGUUGACAGUGGUUGCUGAAAAUUUCGGUUUUAUACGGAACGCAUUUCCAAUAGAUGAAGAAGUGACACUGAGUGUAGUUGAAUCAAGUAGAAACUAAGAGAUGGAAUGACAGUUAACGAAAAACCGAUCAACGUUUUUUUCAGGAACAGCGUUUUCAUAGACUGGUUUUUCAGGCACCAAACAUUAUGGAACGUGUAAC